Brassica napus (rape) is the source of this 1617-nucleotide messenger RNA. Its product is annotated as serine carboxypeptidase-like 47. Gene Ontology annotation, cellular component: vacuole. The transcript has 8 exons. Bases 61 to 1467 code for a protein of 468 amino acids. Gene Ontology annotation, molecular function: serine-type carboxypeptidase activity. The record is from RefSeq and is a predicted model, not a curated record. Gene Ontology annotation, biological process: proteolysis. Lineage: Eukaryota; Viridiplantae; Streptophyta; Magnoliopsida; Brassicales; Brassicaceae.
AUUCCUUUUAGUCACACUACAAACUCAUUUCUUCCUACAAAGAACAUAACAAACUUAAACAUGCAAGUCAGAAAUUUCUCCCAGCUUUUCCUUGUCUUUGUUGUUGUCUUGUCUUCAAAACAAGAAAAUGUCAACAGCGAUCCUUCCGUGGAUGAACUAGCACGUCACGCUGGUUAUUACACACUGGAGCAUUCAAAACCAGCAAGAAUGUUCUACUUCUUCUUUGAGUCAAAGAACAACGUUACCGAUCCAGUUGUACUCUGGCUAACCGGUGGACCGGGUUGCAGUGGCAGUGUGGCUCUGUUCACUGAGAACGGUCCAUUCGCUAUCUCGGAGAAUCUCUCCCUCUCUUGGAACCCGUAUAGCUGGGACAAGGUCUCUAAUAUAAUUUACGUCGACCAACCAGUUGGGACUGGUUUCAGUAACAUAUCGGACACUAGCCUUCUCCGUCACGACGAGACUGGCGUGAGCAAUGACCUUUACGAUUUUCUUCAGGCUUUUUUCAAGGACCAUCCACAACUCCAGAAAAAUGAUUUCUAUAUUACCGGUGAAUCGUAUGCUGGUCAUUACGUUCCCGCUUUAGCUUCUCGCAUUCGCAGUGGAAACAAGAACGAUGAAGGGAUUCCAAUAAACCUUAAAGGUGUUGCGAUUGGUAACGGUCUAACCAACCCAGAGAUCCAGUAUGGAGCAUAUGCAGACUAUGCACUGGAGAUGAAGUUAAUCUCCCAGUCUGUUCAUGAAAGUCUCAAACAAGAUUACGUAGACUGCCAAAGUUCCAUAAGAAUAUGCAGUAAUUUAUAUAAACACCACCAUUUCAAUUAUAUCGGAUUUGGUUCUGACCUUUUUUUUAAAGAUAUUCUUAUUUUGUUAUUUUCAGAUCGUGAUGGUGGUUUAGCUUGUAAUUCUUCUUACUAUAUCUGCAACCAAAUUCCUGAGCAGAUUCUUUCAGAAAACGAAGGCAUAAACUACUACGACUUGAGGAAAAUAUGUGUAGGAGAAAUGUGUUAUGACAUUUGGAAUGUGCAAACAUUCUUGAACCAAGAAAACGUACGGAAAGCUUUAGGAGUUGGAGACAACAAAUUUGAGUUGUGCAGUGGUAAUGUUAAUGACGCAAUGGUUGUGGAUUGGAUGAUUAAUAUUGAGGUUAAGAUUCCAGCUCUUGUCGAAGAUGGAAUCAAUCUUCUAGUUUAUGCAGGGGAAUAUGAUCUUGUUUGCAAUUGGCUUGGAAACUCCAGGUGGGUUGAGCAGAUGAAUUGGUCAGGGCAGAAAGAAUUCGGAUCAGCCAAGACAGUGGCAUUCCUGGUAGAUGGUAAAGAAGCCGGUUUGAUGAAGAAUCACGGUCCUCUCACUUUUCUUAAGGUUCAUGAUGCUGGACACAUGGUCCCGAUGGAUCAGCCAAAAGCUUCCUUACAAAUGCUCCAGACUUGGAUGCAAGGAAGGCUUUCUACUCCAACGGAUCCUCAGUGAUUAUUAUGUUUCUAAUGUCUAAGCGAAUAUAAUUCUGCUUAGUCUCUUGACUUUCUUAGAAGUUUUCCAAGCAUGACUGUUGAGAUGGAUUAAUAAUGAAUGAUAUAUAUUGAAGAUUAAGAAAAAAAAAUGCUCUCGUUAUAUUUAAAC